Scophthalmus maximus (turbot) is the source of this 1884-nucleotide messenger RNA. It is a transcript of the gene rtcb, whose product is annotated as RNA 2',3'-cyclic phosphate and 5'-OH ligase. Gene Ontology annotation, molecular function: RNA ligase (ATP) activity. Gene Ontology annotation, cellular component: tRNA-splicing ligase complex; nucleus. Gene Ontology annotation, biological process: tRNA splicing, via endonucleolytic cleavage and ligation. Bases 168 to 1685 code for a protein of 505 amino acids. The transcript is spliced from 12 exons. Lineage: Eukaryota; Metazoa; Chordata; Actinopteri; Pleuronectiformes; Scophthalmidae. The record is from RefSeq and is a predicted model, not a curated record.
GUCGCCAUUUUGUGUUAGAACAUUAAAAUAAAAAUGUCAUGCGUCACGCCAGAAUUCCCAAUCGCGUUUUUCUCUGUCGGACGCCUUCCCGGUUCCCGUCGCUGUGACACCUGGCACUGAAUCGCAGCGUUAAACCGUAAAAACACGAUCGUGUCUCGACCGGAACCAUGAGCCGAAGCUACAACGAUGAGCUGCAGUACCUGGAUAAACUCAACAGCAACUGCUGGAGGGUGAAGAAAGGCUUCGUGCCCAACAUGCAGGUGGAAGGGAUCUUCUACGUGAACGACUCCCUGGAGAAGUUGAUCUUUGAGGAGCUUCGUAACGCCUGUCGAGGAGGAGGUUUUGGCGGGUUCCUUCCGGCCAUGAAGCAGAUCGGGAACGUGGCGGCGCUGCCCGGGAUCGUACACAAAUCCAUCGGGCUCCCAGACGUCCACUCCGGAUACGGGUUUGCGAUCGGAAACAUGGCGGCCUUCGACAUGAGCAACCCGGACGCUGUCGUGUCUCCAGGCGGCGUCGGCUUCGACAUAAACUGCGGCGUUCGUCUGCUGCGGACGAACCUGGACGAGCGCGACGUGCAGCCGGUGAAGGAGCAGUUGGCUCAGUCUCUGUUCAACCACAUCCCGGUGGGAGUCGGGUCCAAGGGCGUCAUCCCCAUGAGCGCCAAGGACCUGGAGGAGGCUCUGGAGAUGGGGGUGGACUGGUCCCUGAGGGAGGGGUACGCCUGGGCCGAGGACAAGGAGCACUGCGAGGAGUACGGCAGGAUGCUGCAGGCCGACCCCAACAAGGUCUCCUCCAAGGCCAAGAAGAGAGGCCUGCCCCAGCUCGGGACUCUGGGAGCAGGAAACCACUACUGCGAGAUCCAGGUGGUGGACGAGAUCUACGACGACUACGCCGCCAAGAAGAUGGGCAUCGACCACAAAGGUCAGGUGUGCGUGAUGAUCCACAGCGGCAGCAGAGGCCUCGGACACCAGGUCGCCACAGAUGCUCUGGUUGCCAUGGAGAAGGCGAUGAAAAGGGACAAGAUCGUAGUGAACGACCGUCAGCUGGCCUGCGCUCGCAUCACCUCGCAGGAGGGCCAGGACUACCUCAAGGGCAUGGCCGCGGCGGGAAACUACGCCUGGGUCAACCGCUCGUCCAUGACCUUCCUCACCCGACAGGCCUUCUCCGAGGUCUUCAGCACAACGCCAGACGACCUGGACAUGCACGUCAUCUACGACGUCUCGCACAACAUCGCCAAGGUGGAGGAGCACAUGGUGGACGGGAGGCAGAAGACGCUGCUGGUUCACCGCAAAGGAUCCACCCGGGCAUUUCCCCCACACCACCCGCUCAUCCCCGUGGACUACCAGCUCACAGGUCAGCCGGUGCUGAUCGGAGGGACGAUGGGAACCUGCAGCUACGUCCUGACGGGGACGGAACAGGGCAUGACGGAGACGUUCGGCACCACCUGUCACGGAGCGGGUCGCGCUCUCUCCCGGGCAAAGUCCCGCAGGAAUCUGGACUUCCAGGACGUCCUGGACAAACUGGCCGACAAGGGCAUCGCCAUCCGGGUGGCUUCACCCAAACUGGUGAUGGAGGAGGCUCCAGAGUCGUACAAGAACGUGACGGACGUGGUGAACACGUGUCACGACGCCGGCAUCAGUAAGAAGGCGAUUAAACUUCGACCGAUCGCUGUGAUCAAAGGUUGAAGCUGCUCAGAGACAAUUUACUGAAACAAACAUGAGAAACUAAAAGUUCUGGAUCUGGAAAAGAAGGAAAUAUUCACUCAACAUCGCACUUUUAUUUUUUUGUGAAUGAAUUUAAUUUGAAGAGUGAACUGAAGCAAAUGAAAUGAUAUUUUUCUGCUCAAGUCUUUGGUUUGAAUAAAGAUGAUCAAUGAAAACUAAA